AUGGCUAAGAAAAAGGAUUCUUCAUUUUCUGAUGCUGUAAAGGAAGUUGUAGAGCAGCAGCAAUCCCAAACAUCUGAAAUAGAGAAAAACAAAAAAGUUCUGCUCCAAUUGCAGAAUGAAGUCCGUGAGUUUGAGAAACAAAUAGGAUCUGUCAUAGCAGAGACCAAAGAAACAGAAAAGCAAGUUUAUCAGCAAGAAAGUGAAAUAGAAAAGACCAGGCUUCAUUGUGGAAGCCUAGAGACUCAAAUCAAAUCCUUACAUGCAGAAAAUGUAAAGCUCAAAUUUUCCAUAGAAACAGUACAAGAAGAGUUUGAAGAGCUCCUUAUAAGAAAUAAUGCAUAUGAUGAGAAAAUAAGAAUAUAUAAAGAAGGUAUUGCUGAGGCAGAAAAUACAUGGCCAUUUAUGAUUGAACUCCAUCAAAAAAAAGAACAAAUUAAAAAAUUGAUGACAAAGAAAAAGGAACUGAUCCAUGAUCUCCAAAAUCCAGAAGGAAACAUGAUAAAACAAGCACAGGAAGAAAUUAUGAAUCUAAAAGAUAAAAUUGUAACCAUAAAGGCGUCUAUCUCCACAAAAACUAAUUUGCUUGAGGAAGAGAAAAAGGUACAUGAAAAACUGAUAAAAGAAAUAGAGGUACAAAAUAAAAGGUAUGGUGCUAUUUUAAAGCGCCUACACUGUCAGGUGAACAAGCUUCAGGCAAACAGAAGACAAUGGCAGUGGAAUAUUCAACAGAUGGAAAAAACUGCAGAAGAACUAAGGAGAUGCAUAGGCAUGAGAGAAUAAAACAGUAGUCUGGCAAAAUCGAGAGUGCGGGUGACAGGGUAUGUCGUCUUUGCAUUCAGUAAA
Messenger RNA from Trichosurus vulpecula (common brushtail), 843 nucleotides. RefSeq names its product coiled-coil domain containing 122 (gene CCDC122). Bases 1 to 780 code for a protein of 259 amino acids. The transcript is spliced from 4 exons. Lineage: Eukaryota; Metazoa; Chordata; Mammalia; Diprotodontia; Phalangeridae. The record is from RefSeq and is a predicted model, not a curated record.